AUGUUCGCCGAAACGGUCCUCAUCGUAUUCAAUGCCUCGGUCUGCACGGCGGUGUUAGCCGAGGGUAUAACAUGGGUGUUGGUCUAUAGAACAGACAAAUACAAGAGGCUGAAAGCAGAAGUGGAAAAGCAGAGUAAAAAAUGUAAAAAAAAGAAGGAAACAAUAACAGAAUCAGCUGGCCGGCAGCAGAAAAAGAAAAUAGAGAGGCAAGAGGAAAAACUGAAGAACAACAACCGGGAUCUUUCGAUGGUUCGCAUGAAGUCUAUGUUCGCAAUUGGUUUUUGUUUCACCGCUCUGAUGGGAAUGUUCAAUUCUAUAUUUGAUGGUCGAGUGGUUGCCAAACUUCCCUUUGUACCACUUUCCUAUAUCCAGGGCUUGUCUCAUCGUAAUCUUCUUGGUGAAGAUUAUACAGACUGUUCCUUCAUCUUCCUCUACAUUCUCUGUACCAUGUCUAUUCGACAGAAUAUUCAGAAGCUGUUGGGCCUGGCUCCUUCACGAGCUGCCACCAAACAGGCUGGAGGAUUUCUUGGGCCACCACCCCAACCAGGGAAAUUCUCCUGAAAGAAGAGAAAUUAUGUAUUGUAUCCCACCGAUGGAAAGAUGAAAAAUAACUUGACCCUGAAAGAAGCUCUGAUUCUACAGGAGGUUUUCUAAACAUACCUGGAUGACUAAGGUUAACUGUGACAUUUAUGUUUUAUAAAAACAUCAGCAUUGAAGCACAUCUUUGAUCAGAUCUCUCAUUUCGUUUUGGGGUACUGGAGAAAUAUAACAGUCCUUAAAGAGGAUGCUGCCUUGGCUCGCUGAAAGCUAUACAGUUUGAUGAGAAAAUGGCUACGUGAGAAAUGACUGAGCCCCUUUCAAGCAACAUUCUGUUAGAAGAAUAACUGUUUACUGAAGUGAAAAUAAAAGUAAUUGUGCUUUGACCCUC
Messenger RNA from Sceloporus undulatus (fence lizard), 928 nucleotides. RefSeq names its product transmembrane and coiled-coil domains 1 (gene TMCO1). Gene Ontology annotation, cellular component: endoplasmic reticulum; cytoplasm; endoplasmic reticulum membrane. NCBI's taxonomy places the organism in Eukaryota, Metazoa, Chordata, Lepidosauria, Squamata, Phrynosomatidae. Gene Ontology annotation, biological process: endoplasmic reticulum calcium ion homeostasis. Bases 1 to 561 code for a protein of 186 amino acids. The record is from RefSeq and is a predicted model, not a curated record. The transcript has 7 exons. Gene Ontology annotation, molecular function: calcium channel activity.